UAUAAAUUCAUGAAAUUAACAAGCAUUAAGGCUCGCGACCUUAAAUACCUUUAUUAAAUUUUAAAUGCUUUUUCCAGAAGUUAGUAAAGACUGACCGUAAAUGGAAAAUUUCAAAUGUGUGUUUAGCAGUUUUCAUAAACUAAUUUUGCUUCAUUACCAUAUCGGUACCAAAACUGGAAGAUACAAGAUUUGAAGAAUUUAAAAAAACCUAUUGAAAAAGGUCCGAAAAUCCAGGCUUACAGCGACAACUAAAUCUGUUGACUUUGAUGGACAUAAAAAAAGAUGUGUAAAUUGAAAACACCUUUAAGCAAGACGGAAAAUGUAUCAGACUGAAAGUUGGAGAAUCAAUUUGCAAUAUUCAUGAUUUCUCAAACUUUAUUCGUAACACUAGAAGGAAAGAUACAGUGAGAUAGCUAGAGAAAUGCAUUUAUGUUAAUAAAGCUACAAUGAAAUAAUACUGCAAACAAUACAGAUCAAACAAUAAAAGUGGUAAAAGCUUGAAAAUACUGAUUAAGAAGUGUAUGAGUGUUGAUACUAUGGUGAAAUGACUUACAUAAUUCUAAUGUAGUUCUUUCAUUACGUUGAAGUUCAAGCAGUGGACGCAUAAUUCACAGUUUUCCACAUAUAAAAAAAGGUUUCAUUAUUACUUAGAUUUAAAUAACAAUUUUCCACUGUGAGUUUUAAUCAGAAUUUUCUUUGAACAGUCCCUUUAGCUGCACUGAUCUUUUGUAUUUCGCGCAUCUAUUUUUUAAACUCUCGUAUCAGCCGCAAGCUUUACAAACAUGACUAAAAAUUAUGAAAAGGCUGUUGAUAUUCUCAAAGAUUUUAUGCUUCCAAAUGAUAUGCUACUUAAAGUUUCUGCUCUUUUACUACAAGAAUUCAACAAAGGUUUGAGUUCUGCAUGUCGCAAUGGAUCAGUUGUUAAAAUGCUUCCUACAUUUGUUAGAGAUGUUCCAGAUGGUUCCGAAAGAGGAAAUCUUGCCCUUGAUUUGGGAGGAACUCGUUUUCGUGCUUUAUGCAUUGACUUGAAAGGGGACAAAUGUACUAUUAAGGCAACUAUAAACUAUGAAAUUCCUGAGUCGAUAAUGGUUGGCUCAGGUGAGGAACUAUUUGAUUAUAUUGCUGAUUGUCUGGGACGAUUCUUGGUUGCACUUGGUAACAUGCACAGGACUUUACCUCUUGGAUUCACAUUUAGUUUUCCUUGUACACAGAAAGGUUUAAAUAGUGCAUUUCUUGUUAACUGGACCAAAGGAUUUAAUUGCUCUGGCGUUGAAGGAAAAGAUGUAGCUCAAUUAUUGAGUCAGGCAGUUGAAAGAAAAGGAGGAAACGUAGAAGUUAUGGCUGUAAUCAAUGACACUACAGGUACUUUGCUGUGGUGUGCUCAUAAACAUCGAGACUGCCGAGUGGGACUGAUUGUUGGAACCGGAACAAACGCUUGUUAUAUGGAAAAUUUAGAUAAUGUUGAAACUUGGUCAGCUGAUAGGGAUGAACCUAACCAAGUCAUCAUUAACACCGAAUGGGGAGCCUUUGGUGAUAACGGAUGCUUAGAUUUUCUGAGAACUGAAAUUGAUCGCCAAAUUGAUGAAAAUUCAAUAAACAAAGGAAAGCAAUUGUUUGAGAAAAUGAUAUCGGGAAUGUAUAUGGGUGAAAUAGUUCGAAGAAUUGUUGUUAAACUUGCAAAUGAAGGCUUGAUGUUUAAAGGAAAUUUAUCAGAAAAGUUCAAAACUCCCAAUGCUUUUAAAGCUAAAUACGUUUCUCAUGUUGACAGAGAUCCAAAACAUAAACAUACAGGAGCAAAGAUUGUUCUAAACAAGAUGGGUUCUGAAGCAUCUGACGAAGAUUGUGAUAUUCUCAAGCUUGUGUGUGAAAGAGUAUCAGUCCGAGCAGCAAAUUUAGUUUCAGCUGGUAUAGCAACGAUAUUAAAUAAAAUGAAGCGGAAUCAAACUACAAUUGGAAUUGAUGGUUCUGUUUACCAGUAUCAUCCCCACUUUAGGGAACUAAUGAAUCGCAAAAUUGAGGAGUUAACAGAUCCUAAUUUUAAAUUUGAACUUGUAUCUGCUGAAGAUGGAAGUGGUUACGGAGCUGCAAUAGCAGCUGCUGUAGGCGUACGAUGCAAUCAAUAGAUAAUGCAUCGAGAGUAUAAUUAAAAACAUAAAAUGUAAUUUAUAGGAAACGUCUACACUGAAAGUAUCAGAUGUACUUCAUUAUGGAACGAAGAGCACAUUUAAGAGAUCAGUAUAUUAUGUUAUUGUUUUAAGAUAAGUAUUUUCUUUCAUAUCAUUCAUCUUUUUAAUAUAUUCUUUGUACCAUUUAUUAAAAAUUACUUGCUUCAUUAAGUA
Messenger RNA from Stegodyphus dumicola, 2339 nucleotides. RefSeq names its product hexokinase-2 pseudogene. The record is from RefSeq and is a predicted model, not a curated record. Lineage: Eukaryota; Metazoa; Arthropoda; Arachnida; Araneae; Eresidae.